UGUCCUGAUGGUUGACAUUGUGAGCUUUCUUCAUGGGAGUCAGAUGAGUUUGCCUUGAAUAUUCGUGCUGGUUUCAUAUAAGGGAAGACAGACAGAGGAAGGAAGUGCAAAGAGCUCAGACUAUCUGCUUCCUGAAUUCAGCUUGGCUUAUUAAAUUACAUCACAAACAUCAUAUUUCACUCAGUUAUAAACCUUUCAUGCAAGUGAUCACAUACUGUACGUGCUUUACAAAUGAAUUAAUGUUAGGGCACACUGACUGAUCUUGCAGUAUAUCUUUGUUGUGUGUGUGCAUCUGUGUCUGUGUGUUUGUAACACUUGUUUGUGUGACCGCAACACUUUUCGCACGCUCAUCUAUACUUCCUGUUCUCACAUCAGGAAGCUGCCAGUUGCUCGGACAACUAAACUAUCUUCAUCCCAUUCUUGGUCUUUCUUUGUUUAUAUUCUAAUCUUUGUCUGUUGUUUUUGUACCAGUGGAUUAUGGAAGGUUCAUCUUUUGGCUGCGCAUGAAUGAAAUGGGACCGGAGCUGUCUAGUUAUAAUGAAGAUUGCAUAAUUGUUCUUUGUUUGUUCCUGUGUCAGUACCCCCUAAGCCUUUGCACCUGCUGCCGAGGGUCACGUCCUCCAGCACCCUGUUGCCCACUGUCUAGCCCUCCAUCACGACUCAGAAGCCCAUCAGGACCAAAAGUGAGUGCUUUACGGCUGAUUGAUAACUUCCACAAAUCCAGGUCUCCAGCAAAGGAAGAACCUCCAGUGGUGUGACAUCAUGGAGUCUUCCGCAGGUCAACCUCAUACCAGCGAUCAACAUCAGGUCACAGAGUCAGCAACAAUAAUGGAUUCUGGGGAGCUAUGCUCUGUGGAUGGGCCUGCAUUUAAACCCUCAGAAAUCUCAGAAUGUUUGCAGCUGUGCAGAUUGGACGAUGAAGAAAUGAAAGAUAAGGUUCAAAAAGUGCAUAAAAAACAUUCUGAUAGUGGUCUGAAGAUUAGACAAAGUGACUUGGAUGGUGACCAAAAUGACGGGAGCAGUAACCUUAGAGAUACGAGUCAGGAGGAGCCUUUACCAGAGGGGCCCUGUAAUUCUCAGGAGCAAGAAGGGACGGAACUGAAUGGAAAGAUACCAAAUCGUGACAGUGGUAUUGAUAGCCCCUCUUGUGGAGCAGAGGGAGAGGUAUUUCCAAAUGAGGACCCUAUUGAGGAGGAGGACAGGAAUGAUAGCAUCCCCACGGAAACAGAGAGUUUGUCAUGCGUCACUGUUAGCAACAAAUAUGACUCAUCGCAGGAUGAAGAUAGUGACUUGGAUGAGGGGAGCUGUGAAGAUCCAGAAAGCCUGGAACUCAAAAGUUUGCCAUCUCAGUCACAAUUGUUGAACAUUGCUAAAGAGUUGCUUCAAACAGAAGAAGCUUAUGUCAAAAGACUCAACCUUCUAGACCAGGUGUUCUGUGCCCGUCUCACAGAGGUGGGCAUUCCCACUGAUGUCAUCACUGGAAUCUUUUCCAACAUUUCCUGCAUCUACCGAUUUCACCACCAGUUUUUACUGCCUGAACUACACACACGCAUCACAAAGGAGUGGAGCCGUAAUCCACGUAUAGGAGACAUCUUGCAGAAAUUAGCCCCCUUUCUGAAGAUGUAUGGCGAGUAUGUGAAGAACUUUGAUCGUGCCAUGGAGCUGGUCAGCACAUGGAUGCAGCGCUCCGCUAAUUUUAAAACUACUGUGCAAAAUAUCCAGAAACAGGAUGUGUGUGGGAACUUGACAUUGCAGCAUCAUAUGUUGGAACCAGUGCAGCGUAUUCCACGUUAUGAGCUUCUACUGAAAGAUUACUUGAAGAAACUUCCCAAUGGAGCUCCAGACAGGAAAAAUGCUGAGAGUGCUCUAGAGUUGAUCUCCACUGCAGCAAACCACUCCAACGCUGCUAUCAGGAAAAUGGAGAAGAUGCACAAGCUGAUGGAGGUGUAUGAGAGGUUGGGUGGAGAAGAUGACAUUGUUAAUCCAGCUAAUGAACUCAUUAAGGAAGGAAUCUUGAAGAAGAUGUCGGCGAAGAAUGGCACUGCUCAGGACCGAUAUCUUUAUGUGUUCAACAAUAUGGUGCUUUAUUGUGUUCCCAAGCUGAGGCUAAUGGGACAAAAGUUUAGUGUCAGAGAACGUAUUGACAUCGCAGGGAUGGAGGUUCAGGCUAAUGCCAAGCAGAACAUUCCUCACACUUUCACCAUUAUCGGCAAACAUCGUUCUUUGGAACUGCAGGCCAGGACGGCUGAGGAGAAAGAGGAGUGGAUAAAAGUGAUCUUGGCUACGAUUGAGAAGCACAAGCAGAACAGUGAGACUUUUAAAGCUUUCAAUAGUUCUAUCAGCCGUGAUGAAGAGCACAUGUCUGAAACACAGGGCUCAUUGAGCAAUACAAGCACAUGCGAGACAGACGGUGCACAGCACGAGAGGAAGAGUUCAAAGAAAAGAGAAAAGGAGAGAGAAACAUGCAAAGGCUGUAAUGAAACCUUCCAUUUUACCAAACGCAAACACCACUGCAAGAGCUGCAAUGCGGCCAUCUGUGGAAGGUGUUCAAAGGUGUCAGAGAGCAGGAAUAUACGUAUGUGUAAACAGUGUUCUGAAACUCUGCAUGCAACUGAAGGAACAGCAGGAGGUGUCACUGAGCCCAAGAAAAAAAUUGAGAAACAACUAUCGGUUGCGCAGUCCUCUCCACACCCAGGAAAAGGUGAAGAGUUGGAUCAAGAACAGGACUGCCAUCAUUAAAGAAUAACUUUUGUUUCUUUAUUGAAAACCAGCAAACAGGAACCUACCUGGUUAUGAUCACAUCAUUGACAUCAUCAGAAAACGAGACAAGUCAUUGGCUUGACCGAUUUAUGACCCACGAGACAAAAGACGGAUUUAAGGAAUCUAUCAUCUAUAAUUAUAAAGGAUUUUUAGCCAGUUUGAAUGAUACAUCAUGAUACAAACCUCUUUCCCUUGUCUCUGACCCCCACCUUUUUAUUAAGAAUGUUUAUUACUUGAAGAUUACGCACUUUUGUUCUUUUAAUUUGAAAAAUACAUUUUCUCCACAUUAUCACAGCUCUUUUCGCAUUAGCACAGAGUGAUCGUUUCCUUGACGGAGUUUCAUGUAAGAAAAGUUUGAACUAUACUGGAUGAAGAUAUUGUGAAUGUUCAUGAAAUACAAUUGUUUAUUGUUUAUUAUUGUAAUUUGUUCCCUUUUCAAUGUUAUUUGAGUUUAUUACUUAAAGCAUUAACUCGUUGUUCUUUUGUUGAGAUGCACAGUCAGUUCAAUCCAGAGUCCAAUUUUACCUCCUUUUAUAAAGACAAAAUCCAAAACUAAGGCAGAAGAAUAAAGACAUUAUGCACCUAAAAUGAAAGUAUUCAUCUCAAAUUCAAAUUUCAUAUUUCAUAUUAUCUUAAUGAUCUCAAUUAUUAUCUCUCAUAAGAUUAUAUCAAUUAUAAAAUAUAUUUUAGUUAAAAGGCAUAAUACACUGUAGCAAAUUUGCAUGGCGAGAAAGCAAUUCAAAUUCCGUUACCUUUUCAUAAACUGGACCAGUAUUGCAGACAGAUGCUUGUUUUAACAUAUACAGUAUUAUUAAAAAUCCCAGUUUAGGAAACACUGCUACAUUAUUUUUGUAAAUGUUAUAUAGAAUUCUAGUAAUAAGAAUAUAAUGUGAAGAAAAACAGCACUUAGAAUAAUGAAAAUAAAUGUGUGUCAAAAGUGAGUCAUAAUGCACAGUACUAUCAUUGCAUUUACCCAAAAGGAUUUUCAUUAAAUGAGUAAAUAUUGAUAGAAUUUGCUUUGCUUUCUCAUUGUACCAUGGUUUGAAAUGGAGGUCUCAUCGUGGUGUUUCAAAAUUUUCAUAAAAAAAGAUUUAAGGAUGUUCUCUACAGGUAUGUGAAAAGGACUUACCUGGAUGGUUUGGGGAAACACUUGAAUCGUUAAACUAUGCCGGUACACCGGAACUUGUGGCAUAUUUGCUAUGCUUUUGGGAAACGCACCCCAGAUUGUUAAUAACGACAUUACACGCAUCUACACAAAACUGUUUACUGCCAAUAAGGAUACUAUCGUUAUGAAUUCAUCUGCUCUUGUUUUCUUUACAAAUGGUAGUAGUCCUGUAUUCUUUGGUAACAGAAAUUUGUUUGGCCAUCAUCUCCAGCUUGUAACACUGUUCAAGUAUAUUUUCCACGAAAGUUGCAAGUGACUGAAGCAUUCACUAGAUCCAACUCUACUUUUUAAAGAAUGGUACUCAUUUUCUGGAAGAUUUGCAGGAUCUUGUUCAAUAAUAUGCAUAAAAAUGCAGUGUCAAGGAGAGAUUGGGCUUACUUUCGAGUAGUAGGGGUUUUGACUGUCAUCUGGUGACAAGUUAAGCAAGACAUCCAUUAACCCCUCCUUUUCGGAGUGUCUAUUUACAAUGAGUACAAAUAGCCCCCAGUGUUUGCAGAGACUAUUUGCACUAGCUCCGCCCACCAAUAUGUGAUUAGAACAGAACAAGUGUAAAAAGGAUGCCAUUUCAAACAGUGACUCCAGUGGUGUAAGGUGUAAAGUCUGUAUUGAUUGGCACAGAAGACCAGGGUUCUUAUCCACCUCUAGCUGAAAACGCUCUCUUACCUUUUUCUGUUACCUUGCAGAUCAUAAAGGAAUUUGUUAUCAAUAAUAUUAAUUUAAGACUUAAAAUUUAUUUUUAUUCAUCAAUUUUAGCUUUAUGUUAGGGGUAGGGCUUUAAUAUCUCAAUAAAUUGCCAUCAUUUUAAUAAUUUUUAUAAACAUGACAAUUUACACUCAGUUAUUGCACAAUCUUUCAUGCACAACAAUAAUAAGGUGCAAAUAGUAAUGUUAUCUGCCACUAUUUAAAUGUAAAUAGUAUCUAAUUACGGUUUCUACUUAAUCCAAAGGAAAUAGGACUUAUAGCUCGGUUAGAUUAAAUAGUAUAUCGCCAAGAAAUGCUGCUUUUUUCACAUAGUUUAAACAGAACUACUAUUUAAACUUGGUGUGAAUAGCAUCUAUUGCCGGUGCCUAACUUUUUUCCUGUCCGUGCAGUUAGUAUUAUCAAGAUUCAUCUAAUUUAGAACACCAUGAAACAGUGAAUCUCCCGUGGGACUAAAUACCGGUAGACAUUUUAGAAAGUGUUUGAAUACUUCCCCUUCUGUAGAAACAUAACCUUCCACAAAUGUGACUCAAUCUACAUGUGCCGAGUCCUGUGGAAAAAGAUGAAGAGGUCUGUACUUGUAGAAUUGUAUCAGCUUGUACUCUCUCCCCUCUGUCUCAUAUGGUGUUAGAUAGAUCAGAUGUAGUUCCUCAUCCCUUUUUUAUUUUGUACAUGUUCUGCAAGAAAAGGGUCAAACUUGCUCAGAAUUUCAAGAAUCGCUUUAUAAUUGCCAUUGAAGCGGAAUGCAAGGCCGCUUUUUCACAACCAUCCUGUGGUGAGGAAGGCGGGACGGGAGCCGGGAGGCGGGGCCGGUGGCGUGAGUGAUAGUUGGAAUCGGCUGUGGGCACACCGGUCUCGCAUAUCUCAUGGAAGAAAUCAGGAGCAUAAGAGGACGAGCGACGGGACUGCUGACUAGAGAGGACUGGGGCAGGACAUGUGUUUUACGUUUGUAUUUAUGUUCUUGUGGACGGCAUUUUACUUCCGUGUUAUUGUUUGUUUAUUUUGAUUAAACUUUAUUUAAAUGUU
Messenger RNA from Triplophysa dalaica, 5650 nucleotides. It is a transcript of the gene fgd, whose product is annotated as faciogenital dysplasia. Gene Ontology annotation, cellular component: cytoplasm. Gene Ontology annotation, molecular function: guanyl-nucleotide exchange factor activity; metal ion binding. Gene Ontology annotation, biological process: filopodium assembly; cytoskeleton organization. Lineage: Eukaryota; Metazoa; Chordata; Actinopteri; Cypriniformes; Nemacheilidae. The record is from RefSeq and is a predicted model, not a curated record. Bases 763 to 2739 code for a protein of 658 amino acids. The transcript is spliced from 17 exons.